AUGGCCAAAAUUCAUCCUCAAGAACAAGAAUCUACAACAACCUCUGUGUCUUAUGAUCACUGUCUUAAUAAAAGAGAGAGAUAUACAGUAUGGAUGAAAUCACUUGUUCUUCACUCUAAUGGUUGCACUGUUUAUGAUUCAAAAGGUAACAUAGUUUAUAGAGUUGAUAACUAUGAUACAAAGGGUGGAAGAGAAGUGAAUCUGAUGAAUCUAAAAGGAAAUGUUGUCUGCACCCUCAAAAAAAGAUUACUAGCUUUUGGAUGUUGGGAAGGCUACAAAUAUCACAGCAGAAAUUCUAAUAGUAGAAGCCAAAUCGAGCAACCAUGGUUUCAAGUUAAAAGAUGUUUUACUAGGAAAACUGUCUGCGAGAUCACAGUUGGGUCGCAAAAAUUGUGCAUAGAAAGAAUGAGUAAUGGAAAAUCAUUUGGUUUUCAGAUAGUAAACAAAGACGGACAAAUCAUAGCAGAGGCAAAACAAAAACUAUCAUCCUCAGGAGUUGUUUUGAGUAAUGAUGUUCUAACGUUGGAUUUGGAAUCUGGAACAGAUCAUUCCCUUAUAACAGCUUUCAUUACAGUAUACGGAUUGAUAUGCGGAAAAAUGUAG
Molecule: messenger RNA, 603 nt
Organism: Lathyrus sativus (Indian pea)
Lineage: Eukaryota; Viridiplantae; Streptophyta; Magnoliopsida; Fabales; Fabaceae
Source: the annotation of a GenBank genome assembly